Molecule: messenger RNA, 5916 nt
Organism: Condylura cristata (star-nosed mole)
Lineage: Eukaryota; Metazoa; Chordata; Mammalia; Eulipotyphla; Talpidae
Gene: MEF2D
Product: myocyte enhancer factor 2D
Exons: 13
Coding region: 615-2168 (517 amino acids)
Biological process (GO): cell differentiation; positive regulation of transcription by RNA polymerase II
Molecular function (GO): protein dimerization activity; DNA-binding transcription factor activity, RNA polymerase II-specific; RNA polymerase II cis-regulatory region sequence-specific DNA binding
Source: RefSeq, a predicted model, not a curated record
GCUGUGCCUACGUCGGCCUCGACUCCCGGGGGCUGGAGGAGUUACCUUUGGAGCCCGAAAGGAGGAAGGAAGCAAAAUAUCAACAACAGCCGAGGCGGCUCGGGCACUCGGCCCCGGUCCCCUUCCUGCCCGCCGCCCGCCUGCCUACCUCCGCGCCCAGGACGGGGGCCCAGGCCCCCAGGCGCCGCCCAGGGCCCGCGCGGACGCCGGCCUCAUUUAUUAUUCCCCGCGCCGGGAGCCGCGGCUUCCCGGUGUUGAAGAUCUCCCGGAGUAGGGGCGAGGGCUCCCCCUCCCAGUCGUGACAUCCCCCCUUUUCCCAGCGUGGCGGGCUCUGGCCUUGGGAGCUCCCCAGCAGGUGGGCUGUUGUUGGUUUGGAGGUAUACUGAGCUGGAUCCCCACUGAUGCCUGCAUCCCCUGGGCUGCCAGCGGCCUCCUUUGUCUGUGUAGGAGGCUCUGGAUUUUCUCUGUGUGUUUCAAGGAGCUGUGUAUAGGGUGCCCUGCAGAUCAUGAACUGAGUGCUGGUGCCAGAACGUUCAUGAGCACAGUGUAAGGUGUGCCGAGACCAUCACCCAGCGACCCCCUCCCUUCCCUUGCACUGAGGAUCCCCAGAGAAGAUGGGGAGGAAAAAGAUUCAGAUCCAGCGAAUCACUGAUGAGCGGAACCGACAGGUGACGUUCACCAAGCGGAAGUUCGGACUAAUGAAGAAGGCCUACGAGCUGAGCGUGCUGUGCGACUGUGAGAUCGCACUCAUCAUCUUCAACCACUCCAACAAGCUGUUCCAGUAUGCCAGCACCGACAUGGACAAGGUGCUGCUCAAGUACACCGAGUACAACGAACCGCACGAGAGCCGGACCAACGCCGACAUCAUCGAGACCCUGAGGAAGAAGGGCUUCAACGGCUGCGACAGCCCCGAGCCUGACGGGGAGGACUCGCUGGAACAGAGCCCCCUGCUGGAGGACAAGUACCGGCGCGCCAGCGAGGAGCUGGACGGGCUCUUCCGGCGCUAUGGGUCAGCUGUCCCAGCCCCCAACUUUGCCAUGCCUGUCACGGUGCCCGUGUCCAAUCAGAGCUCACUGCAGUUCAGCAAUCCCAGCAGCUCCCUGGUCACCCCUUCCUUGGUGACAUCAUCCCUCACGGACCCACGACUCCUGUCCCCCCAGCAGCCAGCACUACAGAGGAACAGUGUGUCUCCUGGCCUGCCCCAGCGGCCAGCCAGUGCAGGGGCCAUGCUGGGGGGAGACCUCAACAGUGCUAAUGGAGCCUGCCCCAGCCCUGUCGGGAAUGGAUACGUCAGUGCUCGGGCUUCCCCUGGCCUCCUCCCCGUGGCCAAUGGUAACAGCCUAAACAAGGUCAUCCCUGCCAAAUCUCCGCCCCCGCCCACCCACAGCGCCCAGCUUGGAGCCCCCAGCCGCAAGCCUGACCUGAGGGUCAUCACUUCCCAGGGAGGAAAGGGGUUAAUGCAUCACUUGACUGAGGACCAUUUAGAUCUGAACAAUGCCCAGCGCCUUGGGGUCUCCCAGUCUACCCACUCACUUACCACCCCAGUGGUUUCCGUGGCAACACCAAGUUUACUCAGCCAGGGCCUCCCCUUUUCUUCCAUGCCCACUGCCUACAACACAGAUUACCAGUUGACCAGCGCAGAGCUCUCCUCCUUACCAGCCUUCAGUUCUCCUGGGGGGCUGUCGCUAGGCAACGUCACCGCCUGGCAGCAGCCGCAACAGCCCCAGCAGCCACCACAGCCGCAGCCUCCGCAGCCCCAGCCGCAGCCGCAGCCCCAGCCGCCCCAGCAGCCGCAACAGCCACCUCAGCAGCAGCCCCACCUGGUCCCCGUGUCUCUCAGCAACCUAAUCCCGGGCAGCCCCCUGCCCCAUGUAGGUGCCGCCCUCACGGUCACCACCCACCCCCACAUCAGCAUCAAGUCGGAACCGGUGUCCCCAAGCCGGGAGCGCAGUCCCGCGCCUCCCCCUCCAGCUGUGUUUCCAGCUACCCGCCCUGAACCCGGCGAUGGUCUCAGCAGCCCUGCUGGAGGCUCCUAUGAGACGGGGGACCGGGACGACGGACGGGGGGACUUCGGGCCCACGCUGGGCCUGCUGCGUCCAGCCCCAGAGCCCGAGGCUGAGGGCUCUGCUGUGAAGAGGAUGCGGCUGGAUACCUGGACAUUAAAGUGACGAUUCCCACUCCCCUCCUCUCAGCCUCCCUGAUGAAGAGUUGACAAUCUCACCGCCCACCCCUCCCUGUCCUGGCCUCUUCCCGCUCGACCCCCACUUCCUUUCUUGUGCUCCGUGUCCUGUUGACGGUUACAUUUGUGUAUAAUUAUUAUUAUAUUAUUAUUAUUAUUAUAUUUUUUUUAAUUUGGAUUCUCGCUUUGGAGAGGGGAUGCUUCCAUCCCCUCUUUCUGCACCCCCACCAUUUUCACUGGCUGGGGGGAGCUCUUUUUUGCGGGAAGGGGGGGACACUUUGCACGUUGUACACAUAUGCUGCAGGAGGGGGUGGGCCCAGUAGGCCUUUGGGAAAGGACAGGUGUGGAGCCCUGCAUGCGGAGCCCUCCCACCCGUCCCCCAGACGGAGGGACAUAACCAAAAACCUACCAAACGACGAAACCCCUUACAAUAGACUGAAACCCCGAAGUCAGCCUGAUGGGUGGGUUCGUGUUUCCGGGGGAAACACGAGGUCCUGGAAGGGAUCUCUGCUUCCGGACUGUUCCUUUGGCCACAGGCAUAUGGGGCAGAAUACCCAAGUCUGGGCCCCCAAUGCCCCUGCAUACACACAACACACUCUUGCUGAUUCUUGUGUGAACUGCACCCUCAAGGUGUAGAGGUGCUGGCCAGGCUUUGGGGCUGGGGAGACUGCCUGGGAAUCUGAGGCUGGGGGGGAGGGUAUGGGAUGGAGGCUCCUGAAGCACAUUUGGAGAGAAAGACAGAGCCAUGAGGAAAGGGCUGAGGGAGGCAGAGGGCUGGGGCAAGGGGUAAGUGGGGCCUCCUCCCUUCCCCAGCGUUUCCUUUAAGAUAUACAGUGCAAUAGCUCCCGGCCCCUCAGUUGGCCUCAGCCCUACAAUGCUGGCCGCACAGUACAGGGAGAAUUGGGGAGAGGACUCUAGUGGGGUGGCUUAGCAGGAGACGCCCUGGGCCCCUGGUUUCCAAGGACUGUACCUUUCAUCUAGGGGCAGAGUGUGAGUGAGGGGGUUUCUCUUCCUUGCACGCACACAUCCCAGAGAGCAGAAGUGGGCGGGAGAAGGGGCAGGACGGAAGAGGGCUGCAGGAGGCCUGCCUCCCUCCACCCUCCUGGCUCCUCCCCAGCCCUCCCCCCAGCUCCUUCCACGCGGGCCCACCUCUGCUCUUGGCGCCCUCAUUGUCUCGCUACCUCCUGUCCCACUACCCUAGGCCGCAUCCCACCUUCCCUCUUGGCUACUGUAAUUGUAAAUAGCAACCUUUGGAAACGUUAGCAGUGUAACAGUCCAGGAAACUGUUUUUUUUUUUGUUGUUGUUGUUGUAUUGAUAUGAAAUGAGAUUCUAUUUUUGUCAAAGUAUAUUGUAAUAAUAAUGACUCAAACGGCCCGUACUGUACAGACAAGAUUCUUCUGCUGUUGUUCUUGCUCCCCUUCCCCGAGUCUGCCCCUCUCUGCUGCCUCCCACAUGGGGUGGCCGAAUCAUGGGGUCCUGAGGCCUCGGGUGGAUCACAGAUCAAACUGCAGCUGGCAGGCCUCUGUCCUGCUCUCCACCACCACCGCCAUCCCGCCCUGAGGGACCUGACCUGGGGCAGACAGGGGUCCCCAGCUCCUUCACAUAGGCCCAACUCCUCUGCCCAAGGGUCAUCACUCCCUUGGGGUUUCCUCCCUGUGGGAAAGCAGAGUUAGGCCCAGUUUCAAGAUAGCUGACUGUCAUUGCCGACCUCUGUGACCCAGCCACUUGCAGUAUUUCAACACUUGAUGCAGGGAAGGAGCCAGAAACUGGAGUGUGUGUGACCACAUGUGCACCUGAGAGCGUUCACGAAGGCAUCUGGUGUUCAUGUGUCCGAGUGUGCCGUGGAAAGAGAGAGAGAGAGUGUGUGUGUGGUUGCACAGGUGUACCAUUGUGUCUGAGCCUGGCCGGGCAUCUGGGUGAUUCUGCAUGAGCCCUGCAGUGUGGGGGGGUGUGUGUGCCUGCUUGUGCACACGAGGGGCAGGUGGCUCCUGCCAGGCCGUAGAGCCCUGGCUUCCAGCUCCAUGGCCUCUCUGAGCCCCGCCCUCUUCCUUUCUGCUACUUCACCUGUUGUCAUCCACUCAGAUAUGUCUGUACCACCAUUAGGGGUCUGGCAAUUGACCCUCGUUGCUUCUCCCUAUAGCCCUACCUCUUCUGGGGCUCCUCACGCAAGUGUCCUCCCAGCCCCUCACCCUUACAUACAGCUCCUUCCCCAAAGUAGCCUUUUUCCCUUCCCCCAGUCCUGCUUUAGACUUGAAACUCAAGUUGUUCUUCCCUAAAGCUCUUGCCCUCUAGGGCAGUAGUCUUUCCUCACAGCUACCCUCACCUACUGACUGGGUGUACACACGCCAGUCCUCCCACUUCUCCUGCAGUUUCCUAGAGGGAGUUUCAGGAAUCCAUGAGACUUGAUCAGGGCCUUAAAGGAAGCCACAGUGUGGUCUUUGCAUGCAUGCAUCGCUUGUCCAAUGCCUGGCACAUCGUUGAUGCUCAGUAAAUGCUGAACGGGUGACUGGUUGAAUGACAGGUGCUCAAUAAACAUGGAAGACUGGCCUUCCCUCCUCAGGCUGUUCCCACCAUCCGUCUGCCCACCUUUUUAGAUUGGGAGUGGCCACCAUUAAACACAAGGUGGGGGUGAGGGCCCCUGCAGUUCAUGGUGCAAUAUUCACCAGUUUUGCCCUCUGCCUUGUAAUGGCAAACCUGGCUUUUGAUUUCCACGUGUGGAUGUGUGUGUCCUUCUCUAUUCCCGGGGGCAGGGAAGUGGUCUGUGAAUGAAUAUGUGACAUUUCUGCAGUUCAGUACCCCAAGGUUUCUCCUGGAGGUUGGGGCUCCUGGCCAGCCAGAUGAAUGGGUCCCUGGGAACCCAGACCUCAAGUAGGGAGUUCAUUUCUUCUUUCUCUCACAAGCCAAAUUUGCCUCCACCCACUCCUUCCUCCGAAGAACUGGGCACUUGCCAAAGUAAUCACUGGAGUCAUCCAAUGCUCCUCCUCCCCUCCCCAGGUUUCCCACGGCUUUCAGGGACAGUGGGCAAGAGGACCUUCCCCACCCCAAAGGAACACACCAUUUCCCCUACCCACAUGAGUGCACUCAAUGCAGCGAGACUGACCCCUGACCCUUACCCAGCCCUCCCCACCUCGGACAGGAAGGAAGUAAUGCACCUUCUCUUGCUGAUUAUUUAUUUGUUUGGAGAGACAGAAAUGAUGUAAAAGUGUAUCUAGAAAUAUCUAUAUCUAUAUAUUUUUAACUGACUCUUUGGAAUCCCAUGGGGUGGGAUGGGGUGGGGGUGAGUUCAGGCUUUCAUAGCGAGGAGGAGACAUGGAGCCUGGGAACUCCUGUCUCCCCUCUGCCACCUCCUGCCACCCCUAAGCACUUGGUAGAAGGAAUGGGAUUUGUAUGGGGGGAGGGGGGCUAGAAUGUUAUAUGGAGAAUCUGGAUUCUCUCUGUCUUUCCCCAUUUCCCCUUUCAGGUGGGGGUGGGGGGAGAGUAAAGGGGGGGACAGGCCGUGGAGGUGUCCCACCCCCAAACCUGACAAUCACCCACACUCCUGGGGCUCCUCCUGGGUCCUGGGCAGGGCGAGUCCAAGUGUGUGGCUGUUGAUUUGUUUUCGAUAUUUCUUUUCGUGCUGUAUGGUGAUGCUUUCUUAGUAUUCUACACAAUAAGAACAGACAAAAAGUCCUCGAGAUUCUUAUGAGUUUUGUUUGAAAACUCUUUCACUAUAUUUGUUGUAAAGAGGUUUAUUAUU